UACAGUAUUUUUGGAGAAGUUGGUAAAACUGAAUCUGACAUCAUCACCUCAUACAUGUAGCCAGCGAGUGGUUUGCUCUUAGGCUGACAGAGGAGGAAAUUGCUCCCCGUCUGAUAAGACAACAGUCAAGAAAGGACGCAUGCUGGUUCAUAAGGGUACGGCUGAUUUCCAGAUAUGACCAUGUAUUUGUGGCUUAAACUUUUGGCAUUUGGUUUUGCCUUUCUGGACAUGGGAGUGCUUGUGACAGGGCAGACUUCCAUUGCUGCUCCCACUAAUAUAACAGGACCGACCGUAACAGACAAACCCAGUGCUCUGUCUCCAAGUGACCCCUUACCUGCUGGCACCACUGCAUUCUCACCCACAAGCAUCUCUGAACGAGAACAUGACUCCUCAGAGACCACGCCUUCUCUGAUUCCAGGGAAUACUUCAACCCAAGUAUUCCUGGGUACUUUCAAUAAUACUAGUGUUCCUGACACGACAGGUGUUACCUCAACACCGAUGACUUACUUUCCCACGCACGCAAACUCGCAGGCGCCCUCUGCCGGAUCUGACAAUCACACACUCAGCAGCGAGGCUGCCCUUACUGCACUCACCCCUGCUCCUGGCACGAAUGAUACAGCAGGUGUCCCAGAAGACAGCAGCACAUUCACCACCUCUCCCGCAGACACAGCCUCCACGUCCGUAGCCCCCCUCAGCCCUGCACACAGCAGCCCCACGGCUGCUUUACCUUCACGCACCUCCAACACCACCACCGGCCAUAACUCCUCAGAUCCCCAACCGAGCACUGCACCAUCCACUUUGAACACUUCUGCAACCACUGACCUUCCAACCACUUCCACAACAAUAGCUGCUGCUCCAUCUCAGCCAACAUGUGAUGAAAAGUAUGCUGCAAUCUCUGUGAAUUACUCAUAUAAUAGCAUAACCAACUUAUAUACUGCAGAGCUAAAUACUACAGACAAAGUGAAGUGUAACCCUCCAUGUGCAAACCUAUCUGAAUGUAACUCUAUCUCUGUUAAUAUAUCCGAUGAUUCAUGUGUUCCUCCUUUUAAGGUUUUAGAAUUACAUGUACCACCAGAUCGUAGGAAUUUUCAGCUACAUGAUUGUACAAAGCCUGAAAAAGCAAAUACUUCUAUUUGCUUAGAAUGGAAAAAAACCUCUGACUUUUCCUGUGUAGAAAACAAUAUUACCUACAAAUUUCAAUGUGGUAAUACUUCAUCUAAUGAGAGCCAGAUUACAUCGGAAAAUCUUGUACCCAGAAAAACUUACUAUUGUGUUUCAGAAGUAUUUUAUAACGAACAUAAAUUUAUCAGUGAAGGAAAAUUUAUCAAAACAGAUUUUGGGACUCCAGGAAAGCCUACAAAUCUUUCUUGUUCAAAGGAAGCAAACAUAACUCAAGAAGAAAUUUCCUGGGAACCCCCACAAAGUGUUGUUCAUAAUUUUCUUUUUUGUUAUUGGAACGAUUCAGAAAAUGCGUGCACGAUUCUGGAACCAAAUCGAACCAAAUAUACUUUGAAAAAUUUGAAAGCUUAUAGCAACUAUUCUGUAUCAGUACUUGCCUACACCUUUGGAAAAGUGCAACGCAAUGGAACUGCCAGUCCAUGUACACUUCAAACAGAAAUAAUAAAGCCAGGUAAGGUGAAGGGCCUGACUGUUAGCCUGAAAUCAGAUAACAGUAUGAUGGUGAGUUGUGAGGAGCCGGAUGACCCUAAUGGCCCCAAGAAACGUUACAAUUUGACAAGAAAAGGUGGAGAUAAAGUAUUUACAGAUCAACGUGAUGACUGCUCAUUCUUCAUGGAUAAUCUCCAAUAUUCAACAGAAUAUGUGUUUGAGGUCAGUUUUUACAAUGGGAAAUUUUAUGGACUCGCAGAUAGUAGGACUAAAUCAACAUCUUAUAAUUCUAAAGCUCUGAUUAUAUUUCUGGUAUUCCUGAUUAUUGUGACAUCAAUAGCCCUGCUAUUUGUUCUCUACAAAAUCUAUGACCUGCAUAAGAAAAGAUCCAGCAAUUUGGAUGAACAACAGGAACUUGUUGAAAGGGACGAUGAAAGACAACUGAUGAACGUGGAGCCGAUCCAUGCAGAUACUCUGUUGGAAACUUACAAGAGAAAGAUUGCUGAUGAAGGAAGACUCUUUCUGGCUGAAUUUCAGAGCAUACCACGGGUGUUCAGCAAAUUUUCUAUCAAGGACGCUCGAAAGUCCUUUAACCAGAACAAAAACCGCUAUGUCGACAUUCUUCCUUAUGAUUAUAACCGUGUUGAACUCUCUGAGAUAAAUGGAGACGUCGGGUCAAACUAUAUAAAUGCCAGCUACAUUGAUGGUUUCAAAGAACCCAGAAAAUACAUUGCUGCACAAGGACCCAGGGAUGAAACUGUUGAUGAUUUCUGGAGGAUGAUCUGGGAACAGAAAGCCACGGUUAUUGUGAUGGUCACUCGAUGUGAAGAAGGAAACAGGAACAAGUGUGCAGAAUACUGGCCAUCAACGGAACAAGGUACCAAGACUUAUGGAGAUGUGGUUGUGAAGAUCAACGAACACAAAAGAUGCCCAGAUUACAUCAUUCAGAAAUUGAGCAUUACAAAUAAAAAAGAAAAAGCCACUGGCAGAGAGGUGACCCACAUUCAGUUCAUCAGCUGGCCCGACCAUGGGGUUCCUGAAGAUCCUCACCUGCUCCUCAAGCUGCGACGGAGAGUGAACGCUUUCAGCAACUUCUUCAGUGGCCCCAUCGUGGUGCACUGCAGUGCUGGUGUCGGACGCACAGGCACCUACAUCGGAAUUGACGCCAUGCUAGAGGGCCUGGAAGCGGAGAACAAAGUGGAUAUUUAUGGUUAUGUAGUUAAGCUCCGGCGACAGAGAUGCCUGAUGGUUCAAGUGGAGGCACAGUACAUCUUGAUCCAUCAGGCCUUGGUGGAAUACAAUCAGUUUGGGGAGACGGAAGUGAGCUUGUCUGAAUUACAUCCAUAUCUACAUAACCUGAAGAAAAGAGAUCCCCCCAGUGAGCCGUCUCCACUAGAGGCUGAAUUCCAGAGGCUUCCUUCAUAUAGGAGCUGGAGAACACAGCACACUGGAAAUCAUGCAGAAAAUAAAAGCAAAAACAGGAAUUCUAAUGUCAUUCCAUAUGACUUUAACAGAGUGCCACUUAAACACGAUCUGGAAAUGAGCAAAGAGAGUGAACAUGAUUCAGAUGACUCAUCUGAUGAUGACAGUGACUCAGAGGAAACCAGCAAAUACAUUAAUGCAUCUUUUAUAAUGAGUUACUGGAAACCUGAAGUGAUGAUUGCUGCUCAGGGACCACUGAAAGAGACCAUUGUUGACUUCUGGCAGAUGAUAUUCCAAAGAAAAGUCAAAGUUAUUGUUAUGCUGACAGAGCUGAAGAAUGGAGACCAGGAAACCUGUGCUCAGUACUGGGGAGAAGGAAAGCAAACGCAUGGAGAUACAGAAAUUGAGAUGAAAGACACAAACACAUCUUCAGCUUAUACCCUCCGUGAAUUUGAACUGAGACAUGGCAAGCGGAAAGAUACCAGAACCGUGUAUCAGUAUCAGUAUCAUAACUGGAAAGCAGAACUUCCUGCAGAACCCAAAGAAUUAAUCUCUAUGAUUCAGAGCCUCAAACAAAAACUUCCCAAGAGGAAAUCCACUGAAGGGAAUAAGAAUCACAGGAAUGUGCCUCUCCUCAUUCACUGCAGGGAUGGAUCUCAGCAAACAGGAGUAUUUUGUGCCUUAUUAAAUCUCUUGGAAAGUGCAGAAACAGAAGAGGUGAUAGAUGUUUUUCAAGUAGUAAAAUCUCUGCGUAAAGCCAGACCAGGAAUGGUCUCCUCCUUUGAGCAAUACCAAUUCCUGUAUGAUAUCAUUGCCAGCACUUACCCUGCCCAGAAUGGACAAAUAAAGAAAGGCAACAAACAAGAAGAUAAAGUUGAAUUUGAUAAUGAAGUGGACAAACCAAAGCAGGAUGUGAAUUCUAUUAGUCCCCUUGGUGCCGCGGAUAAGACCCAGGAAGGAAACAAAGAGGCUGAAGGUCCUGAACCCACGAGUGGCACCGAGGAACCAGAAAAUUCUGCCAAUGGCCCUACGAAUUCAGCUUUAACCCAAAGUGCAUAGGAAAAGACGCAAAUGAGGCAACUGAAAGCCUCCCUCCCUCUUAGCUGUUAUUUCUAUUUUUCUAGAAGUAGGGAGAGGAAACUAGGUAUAUGGUGGAGUAACAUAGUGUGUUGGACCAGUGUUUGUGGGGAACUUCUAUUUUUAAUACUGUGGAAAAAUAUUUAAGGUGGUUUUCUGAAAUGUUUUGUACAGUCUUUUUCUUAUUUUAAUUUUUUUUCUAUCCAGCAAAAACAGCUUUGCAGUCUUUGCAUGUAUGUAUGAGUGUGAGACAGAGAAAAA
Messenger RNA from Loxodonta africana (African savanna elephant), 4368 nucleotides. It is a transcript of the gene PTPRC, whose product is annotated as protein tyrosine phosphatase receptor type C. Gene Ontology annotation, biological process: positive regulation of peptidyl-tyrosine phosphorylation; T cell receptor signaling pathway; synaptic membrane adhesion. Bases 175 to 4089 code for a protein of 1304 amino acids. The transcript has 33 exons. Gene Ontology annotation, molecular function: protein tyrosine phosphatase activity; protein binding. The record is from RefSeq and is a predicted model, not a curated record. NCBI's taxonomy places the organism in Eukaryota, Metazoa, Chordata, Mammalia, Proboscidea, Elephantidae.